This is a messenger RNA of Trypanosoma cruzi, 1314 nucleotides long. RefSeq lists its product as uncharacterized. The transcript has a single exon. Bases 1 to 1314 code for a protein of 437 amino acids. The record is from RefSeq and is a predicted model, not a curated record. Lineage: Eukaryota; Euglenozoa; Kinetoplastea; Trypanosomatida; Trypanosomatidae.
AUGGAUCACUUACGCCAUCUGGCUUUUGGUCUCUCGGAUUCGGAUUUUCGGGGGUCAAGGGAGGCGCGCCUGGAGUUGGAUCGGUUUAUGGCGCCCGAAAAUCUCCUCCGCAUAUGGCGUCAGGGUGAACAGGAGACGGCGGAGACGCUCCUUCGCGAGGCAGAGGCCGUUGGGAGCCCUGAAGUUUACGCUGCUCUCGGCGAUGGCCUGAAGCGGCUUUUCGACACGGGUACCGGUCGAGCAGCCGCGGAGAACUUUCUCCGGUUGGACACAUCUCACAUUGUCACCCGUUUUCUUGUGAACGGCGUGGCUCACGAGGAUCUCUCCAGGGCGGCAAGUGUGCGCCCGGCCUUGAUUGGUGUGAUGGCUUUGCUUCCAUCUGAUUUAGCGCCACCUGUAGGAGAGUUUUUGUCAGCCUUUUUAAAGAACGAGCGGGUUCUACGAUUGUUUGAUGAGAACAAGCCUGAGUCCGCAGAAAAUGAAAUGGUGUGUCGGUUCCUGCUCAGCUACACGGAUUUGAUUUCAUUCAUCACCUCAUCAACUGUAUUCGCCUUUGAGCACGACCCCCUUCUCGUGGCCAACUAUCUAAUGAUCAGCUGUAUCAUUUCUCGUUACGUGGAGAUGCCGUCGCCGCUGCUUGAAAAAAUUGAGAGGGCACUCACGGAAUAUGAGGAUGAGUUUGUGUUUUGUUUUGUAUGUCGCGCAUGUGCCUCGGCACUCCGAAAUCAUGAACUGAAUGCCGAAAGGUACGCGUCUUUAUGGGGAGUGAAAGCUGCUCUUUCAUUGGCGCAGUGCAACGAUAGUGUUCGAGACGCCAUCUACGAAUUUCUUGGAGGCGCAAGCACCACCGCUGCUGGAUGGCGUGGUAUAUAUUCGGUUGUGCCCAUAGAAGACGAGAUUGUGCGCGCUUUGGACGUCGCCGCUCUUCGCCCCAGGGCCCUAGGCCUCAUGGACACCUUCGUACAGUCUCCACAUGUCCCAGACUCAUUUUUUAGUUCUUUGCUCUUGCAUGCUGCGUGGCAAUUUUGCGGGGAUGCCGAUGAUGUUUCUCGAGAGAAUUUGUGGUGUUUUAUUAGUGACGGAUUGGUGCGAAAAAACAUCAUGCUGUCGAUGGCACCGUUAUGCGCAUCUUUUUUUUAUUCUAUGCCACAAGAAGCCAAUGUAAGUGUGCGCGAACGGCAGCUGCAGGUUGCGACUUUUCUUGUGGAACGAGCAGGCCUUUCACAGGAGAUGGUGGAUCGUCUAAAGCAGUUUUGCGCGCGUGGACUCUAUCCGCCUUCUUCCGUAGGCCUGGAGUCGAUGGCACGCCACUAA